AUGGCGACACCGCGAGGUGGGAGAGGCGCCAGCGGAGGCGAUCGUGGGCGCGGUCCCAAAGGCGGCAACAACUCCAACGCGAAUCGCGCACGCGGCAGGAACAAUGCGCAGAACGAAGAGCGACCGGCGCAAGGUCUAUACAAAGGCGGGCAGGGACGCCAGAAGAACGACUCCGGCAAUUCGAACGCUUCCACUUCGAAUCCGUUCGGCGGGAACUCUGCGCCUUCCUUUGCGCCCCACGAAUACCAGAAGCGACUGCAACACAUCAAAGCGGAGCGCCCCAAGAUCCGCGAGAAGUUCGUCCGCGAUGGUCUCAUGAACCCCGAAGGCCAGAUGCGCCUGAUCGACUCCGUCAAGCUGUACGGUCUUUGCCAGGAAAUGUGCCCGGAAUACGAGCGCGUGCGUCGCAUAGUCGAACUCGACGUCAAGGCCCCCGAAUGCACACCCGAGACCCAACACCUACCCUCCCGUAGCCAGCGCAUCGCAGAUGAGUCGCGCAUGGUCAAGGCAUACGCGCGGUCAGCGGCAGGCAUGGACGUGGAGCUGGUCUCAGAGAUUCGGUCGCCAGCCACGUGUCUGAAAACCCUCAAGUACCUGUACGGCCGCCUAGACGAAGACGAUUUCCAGUUCCUCCACUCAUGGCUUUGGGACCGCACACGAGCCGUUCGAAAGGACCUCCGCACACAACGUAUCGAGAACAGGGCCGACAUCGCGGUACUACUCACCUCGCUCGAGUACAGCGCCCGCUUCUACAUGUUGUCGGCUCAUCACAUGGCGCGGAGUACCAAGGACGAUUACUCGCAUCAACAAGACGUCGAGCAGCUGAAUCAGACCCUCAUCUCGCUGAAGGAGCGAUACGCCGACAAUCGACGCGCCAACAUCAUAUCAGAGUGCGAAGCCGAGUUCUGGGCAUAUCGCCUCAUCCUGGCUCCCAUCUACGCCAACACCCAGCUCGAGAACGAACUCCAUCGUCUACCUAGCGAUUUACGGAACAACCCACGGGUCCAAACCGCUCUCGAGAUCUUCCGCCUCCUCAAGUCCAUCCUCAUUCACAGGAAUUACGACAACUGGGUACAAUGCCAGUCGAAUUGGAAGCGGUUUUGGGAGUUGAUCAAGUCGCCCCGGGUAUCAUAUCUCAUGGCAUGUGCGGCCGCUAUAUCCUUCAACAGGGUCCGUCACGUUGCACUGGAUGUAGUCUGGCGUUGCUACCGAGUCGGUCUCUACAGGCAUCAGGUUUCCGUCGAAUUCUGGACAACCGACAGGCUGAGAGAAGUACUCGGCAUGGACACUGAAGACGAGGCCGUCGAGUUUUGCGAGGCGCACGGUUUUGUCUUCGAAUUCAACGAGCAAGGACAGCGCUUCAUGGAUAUCAAACAGAAGCACUACGACAGGAAAGCGAAUGUCCUCGCCAAGGCUGACAUCAAGCCUCAAUUUUUCUCCGCAACUAUCGUCGAGGCCAAGCGAUGUGGUCGUCCCUUGUCGACUGUCAUCGCAGGCAUGACUGUGCAGGAAGCCAAGAAAGGCGGGCUGUCUGCUAUGCAAGCUCAACAGAUGGAAGACCAGACGUCAUUGUUCAUUCCAGAGACCACCAGUGUCUUCAAACAGCAACCUUCCGACGCAACACCAUCUGCUGGUGGCUUCGGCUUCAACGCGACCGCAUCUCCCUUUCAGCAGAAUGGCAAUUCUACGACAAGUCCAAAUCCAUUCGCGAAAGCCGUUCAGCCUGGCCUUUUCGAUCCUUCCAAGAACAGCAUUCAGUUUGGACAGCCGGCGGACGCGACUGCCAAUCCAUUUUUGCGCAAGGACACCAACUCAUUCCAGUCGACACCGACUGCGCCAUCAUCAAACCCUUUCCUAAAGAACAACACUGCGCAACCGGAAUCUACGACGCCACAGACUGCCGCAAAUCCUUUCUUGAAGUUCAACAAUGCUGCGAAGUCUGAGCCAACCACCACACCGACCCCCGCGAAUCCUUUCCUGAAGAACAACACCGCGCAGCCUCAGUCUACAACACCUCAAGCUCCAGCGAAUCUCUUCACCCCAGUAUCGCCUUUCCCUGAUCCGGCGAAACUUCAAGCUCAGGCGAAACGUGAAGCUGAAUUCCAGAAAGGAUUCCAUUGGGGCGAAGAGCCUCCGGCUGGGACUACGCCAAAGCCUGCUUCCGCUUUGAACUUUCCUGGAUCUUCGUUCAAUGCUACACCUUCGCAAGGAACCCCACAACAGUCCUUCACCCCAUCAGGAACACCGCCUCCGACGGAUACUUCUCCACAAGAAGAUGAAGCACAGAAGGCAGAGCAGGUGAAGAAGGAGGCAGCUGAGAAGCAACGAAAACUGGACGAAGCACGCCAACGUGUACAGGAAGCCCAACGAGCAAAGCAAGCGAAGGAAGCAGAGCAGAAGCGUGAGGCUGAGGCUGCGGAAGCUGCGGCUGCGCGACAGCGGCAAGAACAGGCUGAUCGAGAGCGCAAGGCACGCGAGCAGCAAGAAGAGUUGGCUCGACAGGCGAGAUUCCGUCAAGCACAAGAGGAGGAAGCACGGCAAACACGGAUACGAGAGAAGGACUCGGCAUUGCAUGCGCUCACGGCGGAUGUUAUGUUCCACCCCCAGGAGGGAUUGCUGAUGCAGUUCGUCGAAAACGCUGCUAUGAAUUUAGCGAAGGAAGCUGCAAUCACUGUAGAGAUGGAGAGGAGAGUGGCGAUGGUAGAUCAGAAGCAUAAGAGAUAUCUAGAUGAGUUGAAGCGGGCAGGCUUGGCCAAGAUGAUGUUGGCGGUGCAAAAGAAGAGGAAAUUACAGAAGGCACGAGAGAGGAGGAAGCGACUGAAAGAACAGCGGGCAAAGGCGGAGGCCGGACCAGACGAAGAACCGGCAGACGCGCCUGCACCGGUACAGCCGGCAACAUCGAACGGUAAGACGACAGCAGCAGUACCACCAGAGGGGCGAUCGGUGUCUCAGCAACCUUCGAAUUCCCGGCGCGCCAAACGAACGCAACAGCGACACCAGGCUCAGAGCUCGGAGACGAAUGGUGUGAACUCAGCCAAAUCAGUGCCGGUCAACAACCCAUCUCCUGAGUCUACCUUUGACAAGAGCAUAAGCAACGCCAGCACAUCAAUCACCGCAUACUCCCAGGCAUAUCAGCAAGCCGUUGCGAAUGCACCAGUAGACCGGACCGAGACGGAUUGGUUCAGGUUGCGCGCUAUGGGCAUCGAUCCGAGCAAGCACCGGAAGCGCAGCUUCGAUUUUGGUUCAUCAGACGAAGAGAAGCCCAAGCUCAUCGAGCCCAAGCGACCCAAGUUGUCACCAGCGUCGCCUGCACCGGAGCAACAUGAGCAGUCAGCACCGAGAACUAUGCUCGAAGAACAGCGCGCUCGUGCUGAUGCCAUCAAGGAGUCCUUUAGGCAGUCAACAUCCACGACAUCACCGUCUCACUCCUUCAACGGCGCAGUGUCGUUCAGCGGACGGUCUUCAUUCAACGAUUCCACGAACGAUCUGAUUGCAAGGGCGCGACGGACGCUGGCAGAUUCAAGAGCUGAAAUGCCGCCUCCUUCUUUCACCCCAGGCAAGUCGUUGCAUCGAUCAGGAUCCUUGGACGCGAAUGCCAGCCAACUUAUUGCACGAGCUAGAGGUCUUGCUUCUCCGGCCGCCACUUCUUCAAAUGUCCAACACGACUGGAGUCGCAGCGUACCCAACCUUGGACUCUCUGCAUCUCAGAGCCGACAGUCCACAUACGGCACAUCGACAUACGGCAGCACCCUCCGCACCAGCACAUCCAUGAAGAACCGUCCAGCAUACUGGGAGCGUACAAGCCGCUUCGUACCGCGCCAUCUCUACGGCCAAGGCGCGGAAGCCGUACGCGCAUACCGAAUCGAACAGGGUCUCAGCAAAUCACCCGCUAGCACCCGACCCGCCAGCACAGAGCCACUGGAUAUCUCGUCACCGAUACCCACACAGCUUUCCUUCGUCCAGCAGACUUCAUCCCAGCCGGCGAGCUACAAGCAAGACCAGUUCACUAGCGAUUUUGCAUUGAUGAACGGCGCACACGUCAUCGAUGUCGAUGCUCAGGAUGAGCACGCCAUCAUGACCGAUAACGAAGAGGACGUCCAGUCUUAUGACCACUUCGGUACCACUUCUUCUUACCCUGGCGCUCAGUUUACUCCCUCCGAAGCCCAACCCUUCCAGCAACAGCAGGAGCAGCAGGAAGAGCACUACGACCGCGACCAUGACGCAGACUCUGAGAUGCAGGACGGCGACGACGAAGAACUGCUCGAUUACGACGAAGACUCCGAUCUCGACGAGGAAGACGAGAUUGACGAAGAUGAGGAUGCAGAGUCCUUCGACGAGGAAGACGAGGACGAAGAAGAAGAUGAAGACGAUGGUAGUGAGAACGGCAGUGACGAAGGAGGCGGCGCAGCAGACCCCGGUGCAAACGGCAAACCAGGUGCAACGGAAGACGAUGCCAUUGAACUCUCAGAUUAG
This is a messenger RNA of Alternaria hordeiaustralica, 4473 nucleotides long. RefSeq lists its product as uncharacterized. The transcript has 4 exons. Lineage: Eukaryota; Fungi; Ascomycota; Dothideomycetes; Pleosporales; Pleosporaceae. The record is from RefSeq and is a predicted model, not a curated record. The coding region runs from base 1 to 4473 and encodes 1490 amino acids. Gene Ontology annotation, cellular component: transcription export complex 2; nucleus; cytoplasm. Gene Ontology annotation, biological process: mRNA export from nucleus.